CAAUCGGGAGUUAGAUGUCACACUGUUUUGGCAGCAGCAACAACCCAAUAAGUUUGUGUUUAUAAAGAAAGUGCGAAAGUGCUAAGUGAUAUAUAAAGACACUGCGAUUUAAGUAGAAUACUGAAGGACACAGUUUAAAGGAUUACAAAAAUUACAAAAAAUAACUGUAUAUUGUGAAAAAUGCACGGUUUUGUGAAGAAAAUGUUAACCAUCGCCGCGCUAAUGCUACUCUCAGUGCUCGCGACCCAAGCCAGUCCACGUUACUACAAAGUUGGCAAAUACGGCCGUUACAAUUUGGACCCAAUGCUCGCCUCCGCAUCGGAUGUGCUGCCGAUGGUACAGAGCAACAACUUCGACAUGGUGAUGGCUGACGACAAAUUCCCCAUGGAAUCCAUACAGUAUCAGAAUUUCGCCGGUUUCCAUGAACCACAAAUGGCGCCAGAGUCCGAUUUCAAUAUGGACGAAUCACAGUUCCUGCCAAAGAACACACCGCUCCGCGCACCGCAAGCUGUGUCAAAGCAGGAACGCGAAAUACGUCAGCGCAUCGAAGUAGCCGAUCCCAAGUUGGAGAAAAGGAAGAUGCUGAAGUUGAAGAAAGGCGCCUCUGUGCCACGCGGCGCUGAGGCCUAUCCAUGGGAUCAGUUCGAUUACGAUUUGUAUAGCGUGAAUCCGGCCAAUCAAAAGAACUACUAAUUGACGAAUCACUCUUAAACAGUUCUCCAAUGUUUUUGUUGUAUAUUUAUGUAUUUAUUGCCUUGUGAUAUUUUCUGUUAGCUAUUUAAUAAAAUAAAAAUAACUUAUUUAUUGUAAAAAACAAAACAAACAAACAAAUAA
This is a messenger RNA of Zeugodacus cucurbitae (melon fly), 834 nucleotides long. RefSeq lists its product as uncharacterized. NCBI's taxonomy places the organism in Eukaryota, Metazoa, Arthropoda, Insecta, Diptera, Tephritidae. The transcript has 2 exons. The coding region runs from base 181 to 693 and encodes 170 amino acids. The record is from RefSeq and is a predicted model, not a curated record.